Clupea harengus (Atlantic herring) is the source of this 3327-nucleotide messenger RNA. RefSeq lists its product as uncharacterized. The coding region runs from base 1113 to 2342 and encodes 409 amino acids. Lineage: Eukaryota; Metazoa; Chordata; Actinopteri; Clupeiformes; Clupeidae. Gene Ontology annotation, cellular component: centriole. The record is from RefSeq and is a predicted model, not a curated record. Gene Ontology annotation, biological process: negative regulation of centriole elongation; centrosome duplication; ciliary basal body organization. The transcript has 5 exons.
GGAAAACAUUACGAGUGGUGGCCAUAUUAAAUGUUUUGUUAUUGUCGUUGGCUACACGCUGCUGAAGUUUUGAAACAGGGUUAACGUUGAUGUGGAUUUACCACUUUGUGUUUGCGGUCGCAGUAUGGAAAGUUAUGAGGUGUUCAUUCAAAGACACCUUUCCCAACUGAGACAAUGCAACAGCAAGUCCUCUGAGUACAUAUGCAAAACUAACAAUAGCAACUCCGAAAUCACCUUCUACGGAUGCCCGAUUCUUCCUCCACUGCUGAGUUUGGAGCAGAGGGAGGAGAUGUGCAGAUACAGAGCUAUGGCCAAAGGCUUGAUGAAUGAGACAACAAUGUAUAGCCCAGGAGUAUCUGAUGGCCACAAUAUUCCCAACAGUGUUCAGAUCAAACAGUCUCCAACAUUGAAGGAAUUCAGCCAAGAAGUUGAUACAACAGGAAACACAAGCAGAAUCAGCUGCAUCUCUAAACAUCCAGGGAGUAAACAAGAGGUUAUGAAAUAUCCAUGCUCUCCUAUUCUAUCAUCCACUGGACUGACCGAUGAUUGGAAAGUGGAUGUUGAUGCCUGUGAUGUUUCUGUACAAGGUUCUCACAGUGGGGGACCUACAGUUCAUAAAAGUUGUGAAGGCUUGGAGAUACACCAUCUGACUUUAGAUCCUCAUAGUGAUGUUUGCCCUCAGGCUCUGUCAACAGGAGACAUGCCAUCUGAGACUCAUCUAGUGGGUACAUCCAUUUAUAAUGAUGGUGUUGAAACAGAGAGAUUUGGUAGAGAGCGUAGCUCUAAGAUAGACUUUGCAUUACAGAAACCUGCUCAUGCUAUUAGUCUGGGACCCAGUAUCAUUAACCAUGUUCCAAUGGAUGCACAGGCUUUGGAGGAAUGUAUGGUUGCCACGCCAACACAAAUGGAAGAUUCACUACAAACUCACACUGACCAAGAUAGAUGUCUGUCUGGAGUAAACCCAUCAGAGGGUCCAUGCUGCACUGGUUUACAAAAGCUUUCAACACAAACUCCAGCGCACAAGUGGGAGCUCCAGACACUUAUAAGGCAGGACAGAAACGAUACGUUACCAGUACUCUCGCCAGCAGAGGAGAGUGUUUCUGAUAAAGAGAAUGAGGAUAUCUCAGAGGAAGAUGUUGUGGGAAGCGGGGAACACAAGAGGCCCAGGGGGGAAAGGCAGGAGCAAGGGGGGGUCCAAACCCCUGAGGCCGAAAAAAGGGCAAUUUGAUUGGACAAUGCCAAUGAUCCCAUUUGAAAAUCUGUGUGACUCCAGAGGAAAGAGGCAAAUUAAUUUAUUUAGUGAUGAGAGUGAAGUGUCUUUUGAGUUUGAGAAUGAUUACCUGGAUCAGAAAGCACAGAAUAAAAUGUCAAGCGGAUUGAAAUUGGUUGGUAGUCAAAAAGAGUUCACACCAGCAUUAAGCUGUUCUAGAAAAUCCUUCUGUGGAUCGCCAAUACCUGGAUUCACAGCGGGGAAGUUCAAAACUGUUCCCAUACCCCAGCUCUGUUUGAGUCCUGUUAGUUGUAAGAAAGGUGGUAGAGUUAAUCCUGAGAUGAAUAAACUUUUACACAUGGAAAGCAAAGUUUUAUCAAAUUUGAGUAACCCUGCCGGUCAGGGCAGUGGCAACAAGAGUGUGGUUGCAGGAGACAUACUUUGUGAUGGAAGCUCCAGCAACACACAACAGAUUGCUCAGCUGGAACUUAAUCUGUCUAGCCUGAAGGGCUUGAUCUCAAACCUGGAAUCUUAUCUAUCAGAGACAUGGACAGACCCGUUAGACGCGGACACAGAUGCAUCUGCUGAGUGUUCCUGCCAUGAUCAGUCUCAUAGCUCUCCUGUUGUAAUGAACCACCCAACCGACAGUGACAGCAAACAACCAGUCAUCACCGUGUCGGAAUAUGGGAGAAGACCAGUAAGUGACAAUGAGCAGCCACAGUUACAUCAGGCAAUGCUUCAGGAUGAUUUCCGAGUUGCCACAGGAGAAUGCCAGGAUCCACUACUUGUAGAUACCAGCAGUAAGUCGGAGCAGAAGAGGACCGGGCCAAAAUGGAAUGAGUCUCUCAAAGGUGUGUCGAUGAACCAGUCCUACGAUGUGGAGGCACCCUCCGGGCUGUUGCUGCAGGCUCAGCUCAGUGGUGGGAAGCAAUGCACUCCAUGGACUGACUGUCACGGUGUGGCUUUUCAUGCCAAACGAAGACUCGUCAUGAAGUCGGUGGACAGAAAUUCUUCAACUUCACCGGAUCAAACAUCUGGCAUUAUAGGAAAGUCCCCGUCCAGCGCUGACAAAGGUUUCAUCCAAAAGCAGUGGAGAUGUGGUCAGAAGCUGGAGAUGAAGCUGGGGAAGUAAAGAGGUCAUGUCCUUUAAAACCAUCACUGUGCCCAGGAGUACCUCAGCUGACUUGUCUAAGUGAGCAUGCCAACUUUUCCUGCUCAGUAGAACUCCUUCGUAGGUGACUGGAUUGAGAAUCUCACUGGAUGGAGAUGCUUUAAAAUACUGCAAAGUUGGAAUGUCUGCUGUUAAAAUCAUUUUCGUUCUUUCACUCUUUUUUUGUACAUAUACUGUUAUGGUUUGCUUCAUAUUUAAUGUCAGAUUGUUUUUAAUAAAGUUAUUUUUUAAUUUAUUGUGUUUGCAUUUAUUAAUAUCAGAUCUUCCAUGUGGUAACUUGAUUAAUUACCAAAUAUUUUAUUAGUUAGAAAGAGCCUGUGUAAAACCGCUGGAAAUAUUUUGAGAUCACAGCCUCACUGUCCUCAAUGUUACUUGCCUGGGUGUGAGUUAUUUUAGAAAUACUCCAGGGGCUCAUGUACAAAGCCUUGCAUAAAAUUCAUACCAAAUCGUAGCAUACACACACAAGAAAAAAGAUGUACAGAUAUGCACAAGACUCAAUGCACCACUUUGUUUAUCCCGAUCAAUGAGAAAGUGCACCAGCAACACACUACCCUCUCUCCGCUGCUGUAUUCAUUUGAAUAUGCUCAUUUUAAGAUCCGAUCUGUUCAAAUUGAGACAAAACGGCAAAAGCAAGCAGCUAAUCAUUCAUCAUUCAGCAGUGUUCUUAUCUGAUGAAAAAGCAAGAAAACUAAUUUUAUUUGACAAUUUGUCAUCUAUCGUUAACAGAAAACGGGGAGGAGAGGUGUGUAAAGAUAGAUGGAGAGAAAAAUUAGUAGAGUAUGGAAGGUGUCUCAAUAUUCCUAGUUAUACAGUUAAAUGGAGAGGGACGGAGAGAAGAUGAGCCUUGGAACCAGUGAAACACAGGUGCAAGCCAGUUUAAUGAACCUAUUGUGAUCAAUGGCCCAAUGUAAGUCUAUGGGAGAAAUUGUAUUCGUUUUUCUUUAGU